AUGGAUCAUUAUUUAAGUAAUUCGAAGUCUACACCUACUAAUGUGGAAGAUGUAAAUGAUAAAUUUAUGGAAUUUUUAUUUGAACAUUUGUCUGUUACACUUUUUGCGGCAUUUUUUACGACUGUUAAAGUUGCUACAGAAGCAUUUUAUGACAUGAAUCCAAAGCUUAGAGAAACUUUGGAAGAUCUUGAGGAUGAUGUAUACAUAGAAAAUGAUUUAGAUGAUGAUUUUUUUUCAGCUCUUAACGCUGAAAAAUUACCUGAAGAACAAUAG
Messenger RNA from Racocetra fulgida, 273 nucleotides. NCBI's taxonomy places the organism in Eukaryota, Fungi, Glomeromycota, Glomeromycetes, Diversisporales, Gigasporaceae. The record is from the annotation of a GenBank genome assembly.